CACACAUGCGCGGUGUGUGACAGAAACGGGUCGCAUACUCCCUUCAACGGUAUCCUCGCAGUGUGGAGAGUCGUCCGCGGUGAUUACGUUUUGUGUGUACAUGAGAGAGAAAUAUGUUCUAAGGAGAAUGUCUUAUGAUAACUACAAGUAAAUUUUAGAAGAGUAACAUUUUUGAAAGUGAGUUUUGUAUAUUAUUAUAUAGACAGGAUUUUAUUGAACUAUCCUAUAUUGACGUCGCCCUCACAGUGCAAAUAAUCAUCCACGGUAAUUCAAUUUUGUGAGUACUUGAUCGACAGUUCAUUCGUGAUUUGAUACCCUCCACAAAGAGGUGAUACUCACCCCUUGCCGUUACGUAGGUUAAUAAACAGUGUUUUAGGAAAUUGUGCCAGUAGAAAUUUAACUAACAAGUGAAAGUGUGAGAUUUGGAUGGAUUAUGUUUUCUUUCGUAGAUCAUACAAGUGGAUGAAAUCAUCAAUUAUAGCCUCUUCGUGCGGAGAUUAUAGAAUUCCGUCCUUAAUUGGAAGUAGAAGAUUAUAAUUCUACAUAAACUCUCCUCAUUUUAAGGACUUUAUUCCUGAGAUCCUAGUGCUUUGAAACCCUGUUGAGCAAGCUCUGAUUGACUGUCCAACUCAGACCUUGGAAUUGUGAGAUAAGACAUGUAAACAUUUGAAAAUAUAUCAAUUUUCACAUUGUUGGAAUGAGUAAUGGUUAUCUACAGAGGUAGAAGAGGAGGACGGUUAUCGAGUGGAAAAUAGGACUAAAUCUUCAUCAUCAAGUACAAUAAUUAUGCAAUUAUAUGUUAAGAAUCUACAAAAAGGAUCUACAGGAAAAACUUUUUUUGAGCACCUGUAACUCAAUUUUCCAAUGUGAUGAGGACAAUCUAAUGAUCCACGAGAAGAAACCUCUUGACUAAUACUUUGUUGAAGGACUCACUAUGUCGUUACUUUGAUAUCUUUUGAAUUUAUUCCACUAGGACUGUGUUUACGGACGGCAUUAAUAGUGAUGAUUGAUGGAUUUCCAUGUGUAGAGGGUACAAAAAGUGGUACCACUUGAUUUUCAUUAACUGGACUGCUCAAUUCAUAAAUCCAUAGGCAAGAACUCGAUAUAAAAAGGAAAUGAACAGGGUUAGUGAAGAGAAACUAUGAAUGGAAAACAAAAAAUACCUAAAUCGUGGAAUAGGAUACUACGGAUUCAAAACUGUCAACGUAUAUCUCGAUAGAACUCAAAAUCUGGUUUGAAUUUGAUUUACCAAAAACGUUCACAAGUUAAUGAAGAGAAAAUGGAAUAGAUUGAUCAUUCUUGUGAUUGUCAAUCCAGAACUAUGAUAAAAUACUUGAAAAAUAUGAGAAUAGAUGUUAUAUCUAUUGGAAAGUUAUCACCUAGCAUACAAGCUCAGUGUUCCGCAGUUUACAAGCACAAAUCAUUGAUCACUAAUGUCGGAACUCAUGUUUUAGACAUGGUAUGUUCAGGCAGUGUUUGAACGUUCAAGUUGUGACAUUUUUGAGGUGACAAAGUGUAUUCUUCAAAGCAGAGUUUGAAAUUUUUCCUGGACCAGCAAAUCAGGCAGUUCGCGAUGCUUUACGAUCGCAUGAACAAAAUGAUAACAGAAGUGGGCCCGGCCACCAAAUGCGGGGGCGACAAAGUUGGAGGCGGCGGAGGCGGAGUGGGAGGCGGUGUCGGGGGCGGCGGAGGUGUGGGGGUGGAGAUGUGUGAGGGAUGUGGCCAUAAGAUCCACGACCGCUGGCUGAUGCGUGUGGCUGACGCGAGCUGGCACGAGCACUGUCUCGCUUGCUGUGUGUGUGGCCUCCUGCUGAACCACUCCUGCUACUACCGUGAUGGCAAGCUGUACUGCAAGCCUGACUAUGAUCGGUUAUUCGGCGCGAAAUGCUCUAGAUGCGGCGACCGACUGCUGGCCCAUGAGAUGGUGAUGCGUGCGCAGGCCUCCACCUUCCACGUGGCGUGCUUCCUGUGCGUAGUCUGCUGCCAGCCGCUGCAGAAAGGCGAGCAGUUUGUACUGCGCAGUGGACAGCUGUUCUGUCGCCAGGACUUCGAGAAGGAGAUGUUCCUAUUGCAGCAGGCUAGUCCUUCCGAUGAAAUGCUAUUAGAGGAGAGCAGGCCGCGAGAUGGAAGGAGAGGCCCGAAAAGACCGAGAACAAUCCUAACUUCAGCUCAAAGACGGCAAUUCAAAGCUUCGUUUGAAGUCAGUCCUAAGCCUUGUCGGAAGGUAAGAGAAGCACUAGCCAAGGAGACGGGGUUGAGCGUUCGAGUGGUCCAAGUGUGGUUUCAAAACCAGCGAGCCAAAAUGAAGAAAAUACAGAGAAAAGCAAAACAAGACUCGGACAAGAACCAGGAUAAAGAUGAGAAGAGAGACAAAAGCAUAAAACAGGAGCCUCUAUCAUCAGAUCAUAAUCAUUAUCUUGGGAUCAAUGGACUGAGUAUGCAUGACUCGUCCGACUCAACCUACCCCUCUUCUAGUCAACCUUUGAACCCCAAUCACCCCUACUCUCCUGACGAUGCCUACCCGGCCCACUCAGGGGAGAGCUUCUGCAGUUCGGACAUAUCCCUGGACGACAGCACCAAUCUGGACGAGGGGGGGUCAGACACCCUCUCCCUGGAGUUGGGUCCUCCCCCAGCCGGCAACCACGGCCCAGAGCCUACAAACCUCUCCCUGCACCCUGCACUGGGCCACAUCAACCCCAUCGACAAGCUCUAUCUCAUGCAGAACUCAUACUUCAACUCGUCUGAACAGUGAGAUUGAAAUAAAAUCGUUGCCAGAAAGCUGCUGUCAAACAAAACGAUUGUGAGGUAUCUGCAGAGACUAUGAAAGUUAUGAACAGUGAACGUUUAUAUUAUACUGAAGGAAAAACUUAUGGUAGAAUGAAAUUUCACAGAACUCCUAAUUCAGAACAGUCCGAACAGUGAGAAAGAAGGAAAAUCAUUGCCAAAUAGCUGCUGUAAAACAAAAUGAUUGAGAGGUAUCUCCAGAAACUAGGAAAGUGAUAAACAGUGAAAGAUUUUACUGUAGGACAAACUUAUAGUAGGACGAGCUCCUAUAGAGCUCCUAAUUCAACUCGUCCGAACAGUAAGAGUGAAAGAAAAUCAUUGCCAGGUAACUGCAGAGACUACGAAAGUUAUGAACAGUGACCGUUUAUAUAAGCUACUGUAGGACAAACUUACAGUAGAACGAACUUUCACAGAACUCUUAAUUCUUAAAUAAUCCGAACAGUGAGAACAGUCAAACGGAUUCAUUGUGAGAUUCCUGCAGAAACUACGAAAGUUUAUGAAUACUGAGCGUUUAUAUAAUGUAGGACAAACUACAGCUCUUAAAGAUCUCCUACUUGCUACUUUAACUCGUUGGAGAAGUGAGAUUUAAACAAAAUUAUCGCGAGGUUUCUGCAGAAACUAUGAAAGUUAUAAACAGUGAGCGUUUAUAUGAACAGUAUAAUAUAACAGUAUACUUUACUCCUACUUCUACUCGUUCGAGCAGUGUCAAACGAAAUCUUUGCGAGGUAUCUACAUAAAAGAGACAAUGGAAGUUAUGAACAGUGGAAAGUGAACGUUUCUGUCACUGUCCUCCUACUAGGAGGACAAACUUGACUCCUACUUCAACUCGUUCGUGUCAAACGAAAUCUUUGCGAGGUAUCUACAUAAAAGAGACAAUGGAAGUUAUGAACAGUGGAGAGUGAACGUUUCUGUCACUGUAGAAUCUUGUGGGAAGGAUAGUGAGUGAUACAGUUCUAUCAGAUCCAAAAUUCCAUGUUCACAUCUUUGACUCCUACUCCAAGACAAUCCUACGCAAGAGAACUCCUACUCCAACUAGUCCGAACAGUGAGAGUCAAACAAAAUCAUUGCCAGGUAUCGGUUGCAGAAACUAGGACAAUAAUUUUAUGAACAAUGAACGUUUUUACAGCAUGAGAAUCUUGCGAGAAAAAGUGAACCAGUUCUAUUUCAUGCGAAAUUCCUUGUUCAAUUCUUUUAGGAAAGUGGAAUGAAUACAGCAAUUGCAAACUACCGGCAAAACUGUGAACAGAGAUUGUUUCCACUGUAGAAACGUGUGAGGUAAAGUGGAACAGUUCUAUUUGAUGAGAAAUUCCUUGUUCAAUUCUUAUAGGAACAGUGAAAGUAGAAUGAAUACAGCAAUAUUUCAAACUACCGGAAAAACUUUGAACAGAGAUUGUUUCCAUCUUGUGAGGAAAAGUGGAACAGUUCUAUUUGAAGAGAAAUUCCUUGUUCAGUUCUCAGGAACAGUGAAUUUAGUGCAAGAAAAUAAUUGCGAGUUAAGAUACUGCGAACAUUGAUCGUUUUUAUUUUAGGAUCUUGUACUGUAAAAACUUUUGAGAAUUAUUGAUUCAGUUUAUAUUUGAUAUGGAAUAUUCUUACUUAAACUUUUAGAACUACUGAAAGUGAAGGAGAAUAUUUGUCCAAAUAGAAUAGAAUAUUAUUCUAGCACACCAUGUAUAUGAAAGAAACAGAUGAAAUUGGCCAAGGGUUAUGAACCUUCAACGGGAAUUGACAUAAAGUGCAAGUGAAUGUAAUUAUGAAAAGUUAAUUUUCAUUGUAGGCCUAUAACUUAAUUUUGUACAGUGUACACGAAUUACUGACAAUGUUUAUGAUUUGAGUGACUUCUUGGGUACAUACAUCGCAUAAUGUGUUUCAAUUUGAAAAUUGUCCCAAUUUUUAUUCUUGAAUAAAUCUUAAUAGUUUCCACAGCUUGUGUGCUAUGUAAAAGCUAGUCAUCUUUGUCUUGAACCAAAAAUAUGUUUUUAGAUAAUUGUAUAAAGAGAACUAUCUAGUCACCCUCCUGAUAAAAAGAUGACAUUACAUAAGAAACUUACUUAUUAUUUGCAAGAUUACGUCAAAACAGUAAUAUGAUUUGAAUACAAAUUUGUUCAAGCUACAGAACUGAUUCACCAACUGAAUUGAAUUGACAUUUAUUUUCUCUUAUUGGGAAAUUCUCACUCUUAUUUUAUCAGUGAUGGGAGCCUCAAGAAAAAAUUCGGCAACCGUUUUACAACUUAUCCAUGAGCCUAUGUCACAUAAGCAAGAAUAAUAAUUUUAUCAGAUUGAAACUCGUAUUGUUUCAUAGACUACCGUAAUAUAAUUUUAGUAUUAAGUAUUUAUUUAUAACUGAUAUUUGAAUUUUCACUCUUUUGUUUACGGUACAUUAAAGAAAAAUAUGGUGCUAUAUGUUAUAUUUUAGCUUUAUUCCUUGAAUAUUUUGAUGCUGUAUACUUUUAUUAUGUAUUUUAUUUUUAGAUUAUUCUCAAAACCAAAGAAGAGAAGUCACAACUUGAGUUGAAUUUAUUUUUUUGUAAAUACAAUUUUUUUAAUAAGGCUUACCUCAAAUUAAAAACCUAGCAUAGUUAGUAAAUAAGGUGAUUUUUUAUAAGAGCUUUUAUUGUGAUAUAGAUCAUAAAUUUUAUCCGAGUGUAUAUUAAAUGAUAACUUCUAGUCUGUAAAAAUUACCAUACUAUUGCUGGACAGAUAAGUCAGCUUAUUUAUGUCAUUAGAACAUUAGAAAAUGUUUUUUGUCAAGUAUUUUAAAAUGUCUAGCUCUAAAAA
Molecule: messenger RNA, 5562 nt
Organism: Nilaparvata lugens (brown planthopper)
Lineage: Eukaryota; Metazoa; Arthropoda; Insecta; Hemiptera; Delphacidae
Gene: Lmx1a
Product: LIM homeobox transcription factor 1-beta
Exons: 7
Coding region: 1574-2752 (392 amino acids)
Biological process (GO): regulation of transcription by RNA polymerase II; neuron differentiation
Cellular component (GO): nucleus
Molecular function (GO): DNA-binding transcription factor activity, RNA polymerase II-specific; RNA polymerase II transcription regulatory region sequence-specific DNA binding
Source: RefSeq, a predicted model, not a curated record